AUGGGCGACGCAAGACUGGCAGAGAACGCGCAGCUCUACAAAUCAAUGGGUCUGCUGCUGCAGAAAAAUAAUAUCACCCGGGAUGUGCGUGAGGAUUUCGACGAUAACCGCUGCUUCUGGCCUGAGGAGAUUUGGUCCAAGCAUGUCGACAAGUUUGAAGACUUGUUCAAGCCAGAAUAUCUUGACGCUGCUCUAAACUGCAGUUCCGAGAUGGUCCUUAAUGCUUUGCUGCAUACAUGCUACUGCUUCUCCUAUCUUAAGUGCCUGCACGACCAAAGCGUCUUCAACUUUUGUGCCAUUCCUCAAUCCAUGGCCAUGGCUACUUUUGAGCUAUGCUUCCGCAAUCCGGCCAUGUUCCAGCGCAACAUCAAAAUCCCCAAGGGCGAUGCUUUCCAGUUAAUGAUCGAGUCCAGCAGAGACAUUAUUGUUGUUUGUGCCAUUUUCCGCCGUUACAGUAUACGGAUCCAACAGAAGAACGACCCCGCGGACCCCAACUUCGCGGAGAUUAACAAGGCACUGCUAAUGGUUCUACGGAUUCAGAGCUAUGCCGACACCAUCGGGUCGCAACAAGCUGGCAAGAUGUUGGUCGUUGGUACGCGACGCGCCCAAGGAAAGUGGUCCAACCCUCAGCUGGCAUUCGCCAGUGUUGCAAUCACAUCGACCCUGAUACUUGGAGCUGCCUUGGUUAUGAAGGGCCAAUUUGAGUUCGCCUGA
Messenger RNA from Metarhizium brunneum ARSEF 3297, 714 nucleotides. NCBI's taxonomy places the organism in Eukaryota, Fungi, Ascomycota, Sordariomycetes, Hypocreales, Clavicipitaceae. The record is from RefSeq and is a predicted model, not a curated record.